GUGAAGUACGCCAAGGACACGCGAUACAGCACCUCCGGGGUCUCCACGCACGACAAGAGCACCAUGGCGGCUCUGCCCGCUGGGCCGGUCCCGUACCAGGAGGCACUGAGGGCUGCAGUCAUCGGCAUCGAUGAGGGCCAGUUUUUCCCAGACAUCGUGGAGUUCUGUGAGGCAAUGGCCAACACUGGGAAAACUGUCAUUGUGGCUGCUCUGGAUGGGACUUUCCAGAGAAAGGCCUUUGGGAACAUCCUGAACCUGGUGCCGCUGGCGGAGAGCGUGGUGAAGCUGAACGCUGUGUGCAUGGAGUGUUUCCGAGAGGCUUCCUACACCAAGAGGUUGGGAGUAGAGCGGGAGGUUGAAGUGAUUGGAGGAGCUGACAAGUACCACUCCGUGUGCCGAGCCUGCUACUUCUGCAAGCAUCCCAAUCAGCCUGGGCUGGAGAACAAGGAGAACAUGCCCCUGGGACUGAGACAGCUGGAGGCACCUGUCUGUCGGAAAAUCUUCACUUCCUGA
Acanthisitta chloris (rifleman) is the source of this 513-nucleotide messenger RNA. It is a transcript of the gene TK1, whose product is annotated as thymidine kinase 1, soluble. The record is from RefSeq and is a predicted model, not a curated record. The annotation marks the transcript as partial. The transcript is spliced from 5 exons. Gene Ontology annotation, biological process: thymidine metabolic process. Gene Ontology annotation, molecular function: thymidine kinase activity; ATP binding. Lineage: Eukaryota; Metazoa; Chordata; Aves; Passeriformes; Acanthisittidae.